UAUAUCAGAAAUCAGUGGCGUUGAGAAUCUUUCACAUAAUAUUUAUUUGCUCAGUUCGUGGCUGUCGUAUUAAUUAUUUGUUUGUUAUUACAAAAUCAAAAAGAAGUUGCAGAGACAACACUAUUGUUUUCAAUGGCUUUUUGACCUAAACUCGCAAAAGCAACGAGUUCCUUUGGCUUUGGCCGCUGUUGUUGUGGUCGACAUCUUUGUUAUUGUUCUUGUUGUUGUUGUCGCUUUGGAUUACUUCUGGGCAACAUAUUGUCGCCGACGACCGCAAGACUGGGCAAAAUUAUGAAUUUGUGUUCCUCUGCUGGUGCAACGGCAUCGAAUACAUCGCUAUCGUCUACGGGGCAUAUCGAUAACAACGGGAGCAAUCUGUCUGAGGUUACCCAUUGCUUUGGUGGAGGCGGAGGAGGAGGAGGUACAUCGGACCCAUCUACAAUCAACGGUGGCGAAGGAAAUUUACCCAGCGGAGGAAAUUUAAUCAGUCAAACACCACACUACGAAAACAACACUACAACCACAACAACAACAAUAAUGCCGCCCGAGACGCGUCCUAAGAUGGUGACGGUUAAGCAUCCGGAAUCAAACAAACCCAAACCCACGACGAAAAAGAUCGUGAAAAAUAUUCAGGCGGAUCAAGAUGUUAUAAAGGCAUUGCAACGUUGCCGUGAUGAAGGUAUUAAGCGUUUGGAUCUCAGCAAAUCUUCAAUAACUGUGCUUCCCAAUACAGUUAGAGAAUGCGUCCAUCUUACCGAGCUCUACCUGUACAGCAAUAAAAUUGGUCAGCUGCCCACGGAAAUUGGGUGUCUAGUAAAUCUGCGUAAUCUGGCAUUAAAUGAGAAUUCACUGACAUCGCUGCCGGAAUCGUUGAGGAAUUGCACACAACUGAAAGUUCUGGAUUUGAGACACAACAAGUUGGCUGAAAUUCCACCGGUCAUAUAUAAACUGCGCUCAUUGACCACGUUGUAUCUGCGCUUCAACAGAAUUACGGCCGUGGCCGAUGAACUGCGUCAGUUGGUCAAUCUAACAAUGCUGAGUCUGCGUGAGAACAAGAUCAAAGAGUUGGGCAGUGCAAUCGGUGCUCUUGUUAAUCUGACCACGCUGGAUGUAUCGCACAAUCAUUUGGAGCACUUACCGGAGGAUAUUGGCAAUUGUGUGAACCUUAGUGCAUUGGAUUUGCAGCAUAAUGAGCUGCUGGAUAUACCCAAUAGUAUUGGUAAUCUCAAGUGUCUAGUACGCUUAGGAUUGCGCUAUAAUCGCUUGAACUGCGUACCUGUUUCACUUAGGAACUGCAAGAGCAUGGACGAGUUUAAUGUAGAGGGUAAUGGUAUUACACAGUUGCCGGAUGGCAUUCUAGCCAGUCUGAGCGCAUUAACAACCAUCACAUUGUCUCGAAAUCAAUUCACCAGCUAUCCCACCGGUGGACCAGCUCAGUUUACCAAUGUGUAUAGCAUUAAUCUGGAGCACAAUCGAAUUGACAAAAUACCCUAUGGUAUAUUCUCGCGAGCCAAGGGCUUAACCAAGCUGAAUAUGAAGGAGAACAUGCUGACCGCUUUGCCCCUGGAUGUGGGCACCUGGGUGAACAUGGUGGAGCUUAACUUGGCCACAAAUGCACUACAGAAAUUACCAGAUGACAUCAUGAACUUGCAGAACUUAGAAAUCCUCAUACUGUCUAACAACAUGCUUAAGAAGAUACCCAACACAAUUGGUAAUUUGCGCAAGCUGCGAAUCUUGGAUCUGGAAGAGAAUCGCAUCGAAAUCUUGCCCCAUGAAAUUGGCCUUUUGCACGAACUUCAGCGGCUCAUUUUGCAAACGAAUCAGAUUACAAUGUUGCCACGGAGUAUUGGACACUUGAGCAACCUCACACAUCUGUCCGUCAGCGAGAACAAUUUGCAGUUUCUGCCAGAGGAAAUUGGUUCGCUGGAGAGCCUAGAGAACCUCUAUAUAAAUCAGAAUCCGAGCUUGGAGAAGUUACCAUUUGAGUUGGCACUCUGUCAGAAUCUGAAAUACUUAAACAUUGACAAAUGCCCACUUGGCACCAUUCCGCCGGAGAUUCAAGCCGGCGGUCCCUCUUUGGUUCUACAGUGGCUCAAAAUGCACUCACCCUACCGGCAAAUGUGAGAUGUCGAUGGCGUCUGGCGAACCGUUUUCGUGGGCAGCGAUUGUUACUAUCAGUACGAGCUGAAGACGGUAAAGCAGACGCAGGGCAACCAGAUGGAACAGACUAAGGAAUCGAUCAAUAACUAACUCCCUUCCUGGCUCUAUCCCAUAACCCCUUGCCCCCGACCCAACCUAACCCGAACCGACCCGACUGGAGUGCGUUGACUGGCAAAUAAUAGCUUUAAUAAAUCGUAUACCAAUGUCCCGCGUAUUGUUAAACUGUUCCGAUUUAACUUUACUUUAUUUUUAAGUUAAUUUGUUAAAAUUUCACUUGCAAGCUGCUUAGCAAUAUACAGUGGCUCCCAGCUAAAUUCAGAUAUAAUGCAUAUAAAAAAU
Molecule: messenger RNA, 2499 nt
Organism: Drosophila innubila
Lineage: Eukaryota; Metazoa; Arthropoda; Insecta; Diptera; Drosophilidae
Gene: Sur-8
Product: leucine-rich repeat protein soc-2 homolog
Exons: 3
Coding region: 292-2124 (610 amino acids)
Molecular function (GO): protein phosphatase 1 binding
Source: RefSeq, a predicted model, not a curated record